Messenger RNA from Colletotrichum tamarilloi, 462 nucleotides. RefSeq lists its product as uncharacterized. The annotation marks the transcript as partial. The transcript has a single exon. The record is from RefSeq and is a predicted model, not a curated record. NCBI's taxonomy places the organism in Eukaryota, Fungi, Ascomycota, Sordariomycetes, Glomerellales, Glomerellaceae.
UCGCUGACGUCUGUUAGGAACAAGGGACGAGCUAGAGGACUGCAAACCCAGAGUCACCUCCAACCGCCGCCUCCAUCGCAGCCGGGGGGGUUCUGUCCGCAUGCUCAGGUUUCCCGUCUGCCUUGCUCCAGCCUCUGUGAAGAGAAGGAUUUGGGCUAUUCCGUGCGCCCGGUUACAUCUGACAGACUGGGUAAAAAGACAGCGUACCUGUCUCCACGAGAUCCUCAAUCACCACUCUGCAAAGCUACGGAGUACUGCUUGAGACCUCCAGUUUGUUUCCCUCGAGGCAGCUCGCACUGCAUGCAGCAAAAGUUGUGCGGAAUAUCUACCACAAACCCGCCUCUUAGCGUACUAUGUACUUCUAGAAGACCCCCCGGAGCUCCUGGUUACUUCGGUUUGCUCGGCAGCUCACGGGCGGUGUCCCACUGGAGAGGCUUCGGGUCACCCUCAGGGUCCAGUUGA